Messenger RNA from Penicillium arizonense, 870 nucleotides. RefSeq names its product acyl-CoA thioesterase. NCBI's taxonomy places the organism in Eukaryota, Fungi, Ascomycota, Eurotiomycetes, Eurotiales, Aspergillaceae. The record is from RefSeq and is a predicted model, not a curated record. The coding region runs from base 1 to 870 and encodes 289 amino acids. The transcript has 2 exons.
AUGGCUACCUUCGCGCUUGAUACACCAACGGUUAUCGCAGUUUUGGUGAUUUUACUACUUGCAUAUAAGAACCUGCCAUGGGUAUGGCAUUUUCGAUUUAUCCGAACGCUUUUGACUCGACUCUUCAUCACCCCUGUCACUAUCGACCAGCUAAGCCCAGAAUGUCUCUUCCUCCCCGCCAUUCACCGUACAAGAUCGCCCGUGAGCGAAUGCGAUUACAAUAUCCACAAAUCCAAUUCGACAUACUUCACCGACAUGGAUAUCUCGCGGGGCAAUCUUAGUCUUCUUCUAUUCAGCCAGCGCCUGUCGUUCCGUCCAACGCACAAUACUGCAGUCAUGAUCUUAAGUGGUGUACAGUGUGUUUUCCACAGAGAGAUCAAACCAUAUCAACCAUUUGAAGUUUGGUCGCGUGUUCUGAGUUGGGAUGAGAAAUGGAUCUAUAUCGUGACGCAUUUUGUCGUCCGAGGCGCCUAUCGACCAAAACAAUUCUGUCUCCAAAAAGAUAGUGUCGAGAUACCAUCUCGUUCGAGGGAGCAUGGAGACGCCGUGAUGCAAGAGAAGAAGCGCCGAAGCGUGUUCGCGUCUGCAGUGUCGCGAUACGUGUUCAAGCAAGGGAGGAAGACAUUCCCUCCAGAAAAUAUGCUAAAGGAAUGUGGCCUGCUUCCGUCUACAGAUGCCGAGAUGGGCUCUAACCCCACUGGACCUGACCAAACAAAAACUUCUCAUUUAAUCUGGCGAGAAAUUGAGGCAAGACGCAAAAGGGAUUUGGAAGUUGCUCAAUUGAAACUGGGGUGGGACGGCGUCAACAACUGCUUCGAGGGCGAGAUUCAUACGGCGCUUGGAAGAUACACCGAUCUGUUAUGGAGAUAA